Messenger RNA from Closterium sp. Yama58-4, 660 nucleotides. The record is from the annotation of a GenBank genome assembly. NCBI's taxonomy places the organism in Eukaryota, Viridiplantae, Streptophyta, Zygnematophyceae, Desmidiales, Closteriaceae.
AUGAGCCUCAGUCAAAGCUGCCUUCAAUACAUGCUCUUAGGCAGCAGUUAUAAGCUAGCAGUUCUGCAUAGGCUGGUCUCCUCUUGGGGUCGUGCUGCUGCUGUGUGGACGAUCGAUACACGGAGGGAGAGGAGUGACGGGACGCCAGGGCAUUGUGGGCUCGUGGCAAGAGGGGUUGAAGUGUUAAACAGCUGCGCGGUCAGGUGUGAAGAGGAAGUGGUCAACCGUAGUGUCUACCAUUAUGAAGAGGAGAUUCCGAAGCAGCAGUUCAGGUGGCAGUGUCUUGGUAUUUGGAGGCUUUUUGUUCCUCUUGCAUUCGGCCUUGUGCGGUGGUGUGUGGUGCUGCGUGGUGGGGCAGGAGGGGCAGAUUCUUCCAAGGAACAGCAGCGAGUGUGGCAAUUCAAGUGCCUAGUGGUCAGGGGAGGAAGACUGUCAAUGGGUAUUAGCAACGUCAAUGGAUGGCUAUUGGAGCAGCAGAGGAGCAAGCAGGUGGGGGUAUCUUGGCUUGUAGCUGCAAGUUCUUCGUUUUUGGACGCAUUUGGUGCUGUGCGGUACUAUGCAGUGGCAGGAGUGGCAGAGCGAUUCGAGCAACAGCAGAAAGGGGAUAUAUUUCUCCAGCGAUUAGUCCUUCAGUGCUGCGUGGUGGGGCAGGAGCUGUAG